GCGUUUAGUAUCCGUUUGACCCUGGCAGGAGCAAUUAGUCGCUCUGUGAAAGUGAGCCAAGUUCUAGCGCUAGUGGCACCCUAGUGCGUGCUGUGCGAGUGUUUGAGUAGCAGACGUGCAUACGAACCCAAUCGACCCUGGCAGGCCAUCGUUCGACGAUGGAAGUCAGCAAACGCUAUCUGUGGCUGGCUGCUUUCCAACUGUUUUGGUUCCUGUGCUUGGUCGAAUCGUACCCGGACGGUGUCAAUCUGUACAAAGACUGGCUGCGCGUAAAAAAUGAGGACGAUGUCGAGCGAAUGAUGGCUGAGGAUCAAUUUGAGGCUCCGAAGCUUUUCUUUUACAGGACACCAAGUUCCUUUACCGAUCUCGGGAUGGGUGAACCGCUGGAGAAGAGGACAGUCAACAGGUACAAAAAUAUGAUGCUCAAUAAGGACAGUCUCGAUGUACCGCUGAUGGACGACGUGGAGCAGACGAAGGAAGCGACCCGAUAUUUUUCUCCACGGAUCACCCCAAAACGUUCGCCGGGAGCCAUCCUAAGUUGGGCCAUUCCUGCGGCAAAUCGAGUGCGUGUCAUCAGCACGAAUUAUCGUCCACCCGGUAUCAAUCGGCCUGCCGCUUAGAGAGCAAGCGCACCAUGAACGUGCUAGGGCGCAUCGACGAUCUAUUGCGCUGCAUUUUUACUUUCCAUUCCGUAAUGCGCUCUAGCACGCAAAUGCUGACACUACACAAAUGACAAGCGACGGCGCUGGCUUUUAGAAUGGUAGUAUUGAAUUAGUUGUUUUACCAUCUUGUCGUCUGUAACAUCAAUAUGGAUAAAUAAAAUCCUCGGGUUCUGCUAACAAAA
Anopheles stephensi (Asian malaria mosquito) is the source of this 844-nucleotide messenger RNA. RefSeq lists its product as uncharacterized. The transcript has 5 exons. The record is from RefSeq and is a predicted model, not a curated record. The coding region runs from base 159 to 620 and encodes 153 amino acids. NCBI's taxonomy places the organism in Eukaryota, Metazoa, Arthropoda, Insecta, Diptera, Culicidae.